AUGACAAAACCUGGUUUCUUGCCAUUUCUCAUGCGAUAUCCAAAUUCAAUUUUGAUUGUAGAAGAUGCUGAAAAUAUAAUUCGUGAUCGAAAUCAAGACACAUUUGUAGCCAAUCAAGCGGUUUCCAAUUUGUUGAACCUUUCCGAUAGUCUACUUGGUGAUGCUAUGCAUCAACAAAUCAUUUGUACGUUUAAUUGUGAUGUCAAAAGUAUUGAUUCUGCUCUUCUACGCGAUGGACGUCUUGUCGUCGAACAUAAAUUUGAUAAAUUGAGUGUUGAAAAUCCUCGUCAUUUGUGUCUAGAAUUAGGCAUACCUGGGAAUGGCGACGAUAUUCACGAAUCAACACCCUUAGCAGAGGUUUAUGCACGAAAAAAUGCCGCACUAGGAGCUUUGUCGAACGAUCUCGAAAAUGGACGAACAUCAUCAAAAAAUAAACGAUAG
Molecule: messenger RNA, 441 nt
Organism: Rotaria sordida
Lineage: Eukaryota; Metazoa; Rotifera; Eurotatoria; Philodinida; Philodinidae
Source: the annotation of a GenBank genome assembly